UGCAGCAAUGGCACCUGGACUCUGCAGGUGGAAGAAAUAGUGUCUCUCUCUAUCAGUACACAAAUCCUCUCUCUCUCUUGACAGCAUCACAUGGCCAUGCAGACAGUUCCAGACCCACCCACAUAAUCAUUCCACAUGGACAUCUGACCCACACUCCCUCUCUCUUCCUCCUUCCUUCCCUUCUCUCCCUCUUAACGUUUUAGGAUAGAACCCACACAAAUUCAAUACCAUUUUGUUUUGCCAACUCUCGCUUCACCACAUUGGUUGACAUGUACCUUCUGUUAAUAUAAAACCAUCAUUCAAUAUUUCAAUCUCCUAAUUUUUUUGUUCUGUGAAGAAUAAUACCAAAACAUCUUUUAUUGGAUCUGCAGAGAUUCUCCAUCUCUCUCUCUCUCUCUCUCUCUCUCUCACAUAUAUAUAUAUAUAUAUUUUUAAGGCAAGUGAAGGUGUUGAGGCUAAUCAAUUGCUUGUUCUGGUUCAAAAAUGGCAAAUGGGUAUUGGGUCCCUUCUAUCUUUUGAUUCUCCUAUUGAUUUCAGCUUGAGCAGAAGGCAUUGUCUGGUUUUUUUUAUGAAACCCUCUAAAAAUGCUUCCAUAUGUUGAUAAGGAGUGAUUUCACUUUAUGGGUUUCAACUUUCUUCUAUUCUUGUUCUUGUUUUAUUUGAUUGUUGAUCCAAACAAAAAUUUGGGCGGAUUUGUGGAAAAUCCAAAAAAGGGAAUCUAUGUUAUGAGAUGAAGCUUUCUUGGGAUUUUAAUUACAAAGAUGAAAUUUGGGCCUGAUGGGCGUAGACAAAAGCAUAAUUUUAGUGUUUUUAAUCCGUGAUUAGCUGGAAAAAUCAGUGGGCUUUUGGGAGAGAAUUUAGCCAUAUAUAUAUGUACACGCAAAAGGAAUUAAUUUCCUUUUGUGAUUGAUUCUCUCUUUGGAAGGCUCUAUUUGGAAUUGCUUUAAUUUGGAAGGUGCUUUAAUUUUUGCAAACUUUUGGAGGUUAUAACAGUCUCAUUUGUGCCAUAUAAGUUAUGCAAAAGUUUUGAGGGGAAAGAAGAAAGAAAAGCACUAGGGUUUAGUUUAUGGCCUUGUGAUUGGAAUCUGGUCUUAGAGUGAGCCUCUGAAGCCAUAGAUUUGCAGUGGUAAAACUGGGUUCAACAUUGUUGAAGAGCCUCUGAUUCAGAUUUUAUGGGGAUGGUUGGAAAUUUACAGGCUUCGUGAACGGUUGACAGGCAUUUAAGAAGUGUGGCUAUUCAAAUUUGUAGUUGAAAAGGGGGUAAAAUGGCUGCAAAGCUCCUACAUUCGUUGACCGAUGACAACCCGGAGUUGCAAAAUCAAAUGGGAUGCAUGACUGGUUUCAUUCAGCUCUUUGAUCGACACCAUAUCCUCUCCGGCAGGCACAUCAGUGGCCGCAGCCCCAAGAGGCUCCCUUCUGGUAGUUCCCACUUCAGCAAUGGCACUUCUGAGACAGGGCCUUAUAGUGUAUAUCAUCAACAGACAGCGAAGGAAAAGAAUUCUUACAAGAAUGUGUAUGAGAAGCAAAGAGUCUCCACAGAAUCAUCCAGAGCCUCUUUCUCAUCUUCCCGUUCAUCUUCUUUUUCUUCUCUUGACUGCAACAGAACAGCUCAACCAGAAUCCUCAUCUUUUGACCAAAUCAUCUUUCCUGAAACUCCUUCAAAUGAACCAGCAAUGAACCAAUCAUGUGCUUCUCCUCAGUUUGGGCGGCAAUCCCUUGAUCUUCGGGAUGUGGUCAAGGACUCUAUGUACAGAGAAGUUCAGGGGCUGUCAGUUAAAAGCACAAUGAAAGAAGUAGCAGCAGAACAUGUGGUGAAGCAUAGAGACUCCCCGAGGCCUCUGCAGCUGUCCAAAUCUGCAGAUGGAUCUCACAGUUUGGGCACCAAUGGAAAGAAUAAUUUGACGGUUGAUCUAAAGGAAUCUCUUAGAGUUCUUGCUAAACUUCAGGAAGCACCUUGGUAUUUUAGUGAAGUAAAAGAACGCUCUAGAUCAUCUUGCGAAUCAAAAGAUGGGUCUUUGUUUUCAAUUCCGAAGGAUGCUCCUCGGUUUUCUUAUGAUGGGAGAGAAAUAAACCGUUUGUCCUUCGAAUCUCGGGACGUCUUCAAAAAAACCACAAAUCUUAAAGAGUUACCUAGACUUUCACUUGAUGGUAGGGAGGGUUCAAGAAGGGGUUUCAACUCUGACUUAAAAUCGAACUUUCCUUUGAGAAAUACACAGGAUAGUGGCAACACCAACAACUGGGUCACGAGUCCACAGCAAAUAUCAGGAAGUCAGACACGAGCUCCUAGUGUUGUAGCAAAGUUAAUGGGUUUGGAUGCACUUCCAGGUUCUUGCUUAACUAGUGACAGUCAGCUGGGGUUGAUUAAUACUUGCCCCAUUGAAGAUUCUAAUCCAUUUGGAAGGUCAUCAAAAUCAACUGGUCAAUGCAGGUCGAUCCCAAAAUCUAAAUCCUCAAGGAACUCAUGGACGGAACCACCUUCACCACAUUGGAAAAAUCCUGAUUCAGUUGUGAAACCCGUCUCGAGGUUUCCAAAAGAACCAGCACCAUGGAAGCAGCUUGAGAGGAGUCGAGGUUCUCAGAAGCCAGCUUACAGUCAUCCAAAAGUUCCAGGAACGAGGGCAACUAGCUCAUAUUCUUCUGUUUAUAAUGAGAUAGAGAAAAGAUUGAAAGAUCUUGAAUUCACACAGUCUGGAAAGGAUCUCAGAGCUCUUAAACAGAUACUUGAAGCAAUGCAGGCAAAGGGGCUCUUAGAGACCAGAGCAGAGGAACAGGAUCCAAAAUUUGGAAAUCAAAGAAACCAUGAGCUACAACAUAUGGGUAAUGAUCAAAAUGUGAGAUUGGUUAACCAACAGAAGCCACAGGGCAGUCUUUUAACUACUUCCACAAACAGGAGGAAUGAUUUUUCAAGGAAUUAUGAUUCCCCAAUAGUGAUAAUGAAACCAGCAAAACUUGUUAAAAAAUCGGGCAUUCAUUCUUCUUCGGUUAUUCCAGUAGAUGGUUUAUCAGGUCUACCUAAACUCAGGGGUGGUGACCUUGUGGAUAACAGAAAGGGUUCAAUUAAUGGUUGGACAGCUAAAGAUCAGAUUCCAAAAACUAGUUCCAGAGAGAUUCCUGUCAAUUCAACUGAUAAGAGAACCAAUGGCAAAAAUUUGAAAUUGACUCAAACUUUGACAAGACCUCAAUGGUUGCCCAAAGAAAACACCACAAGUUCAGUAAAAAGGUCAGGAUCUGUGAGCCCAAGGUUGCAACAGAAAAAGCUCGAGUUAGAGAAGCGAUCUCGGCCGCCCACCCCUCUAUCUGAUUCCAUGAAAUCCAGGAGGCAAUCCAUCAAGCAGCAACCAGAUUCAGGUUCCCCCAGUGGGAAGCGCAGACCAAAAUCCUCCAAGUUGCAGCAAAGUGAUGACAGUGAGAUCAGCAGUGAAACUAGGAUUAUGGGUUACCAAGAGGAUGAUCUUUCUUCGCAUUCAGACAGCAAUACCUUGGACUCGAAGAUAGAUAUUGAAGUCUCCAGUUCUGAUCGAUCUGCCGAGAUCAAUGGCAGCCAGAGUACAUUUGUGAAGCCUGCUAAGUACUCUGUUCAUAGCUUAAGUCAGAAGAAAUCAUCUCCAAGGUUGAGUGAAGACGGGCCAUUGACAGAAAUUGCCACAGUUGUCCUGGAGCAUCACAGUCCUGUUUCUGUUCUCGAUGAUUUGGUAUAUAGAGAUGAUGCCCUGUCUCCUGUGAAACGGAUACCAAAUAACCUUCAAGAUGACGGAACUCAUAAUUCUAAUAAUGAUUCAAGUAAAGAGCCAUGGGUUCCAGCAGAUAAUAUCUUAACUAACAGCUCAGGAUCUGGUCUUUCAUCCAAGAUUGAUCGCAAGAAACUGCAGAACAUUGAUAAUUUGGUUCAGAAGCUUAGAAGCCUGAACUCAAGCCAUGAUGAAGCCCGCACAGAUUACAUUGCAUCUCUUUGUGAGGACACAAAUCCAGACCACAGGUACAUUUCUGAGAUAUUGUUAGCAUCUGGUCUUCUCCUCAGAGACCUUGGCUCAAGCCUGACAACCUUCCAGCUCCAUUCGUCCGACCAUCCAAUCAAUCCUGAGUUGUUCUUGGUCCUGGAACAAACAAGGGGCAGCACUUCAUUAAAGGAAGAAUGCAGCGCUGAAAAAGUGGUCAAUUUGAAACCUGAUCAAGAAAAGUUUCACCGGAAACUAAUUUUUGAUUAUGUUAAUGAGAUUCUUGUUGGAAAGUUAGCUUUAGUUGGGACUUCUCCUGAGCCGUGGUUGAGGCCCAAUAAACUGGCGAGGAAGACCUUGAAUGCUCAAAAGCUUUUGAAAGAAUUGUGCUCGGAGAUAGAAAAGCUUCAAACGAACAAAUCAGAAUGCAGCGAAGAUGAUGAGGAAGAUGGUUUGAAAAGAAUUUUGUCGAAGGAUGUGAUGCAUGAAUCAGAGAGUUGGACAGAUUUCUGUGGUGAGAUUUCCGUGGUGGUUUUGGAUAUUGAGCGGAAGAUCUUUAAAGAUUUAGUUGGCGAGAUUGUGAUUGGUGAGGCAGCUGUAUUGCAAGCAAAACUGGGUAGGCGCUGCAGGCAGCUGUUUCGGAAGUAGUUUAUUUCUCCUUAUCCUGCUGCUUCUUACUUCAUUUUGCCACUCCUCCUCUUGUGAUUUAUAUAUAUUUUUUUCAUGUAAAAGUAUAAUAAUUUAAUGGAUUACAACGGUAACUCCUGUCUGGUUUGUAAAGAUCCCUUCUCAAGUGUAUGCAACAAAAAUGUUCUUGGAUAUUGAAUGAAAGGUCUUUGGCUUGUGUUAUUACUUUUCA
Cornus florida is the source of this 4794-nucleotide messenger RNA. RefSeq names its product protein LONGIFOLIA 1. The transcript is spliced from 5 exons. Gene Ontology annotation, biological process: regulation of monopolar cell growth. The record is from RefSeq and is a predicted model, not a curated record. Bases 1266 to 4583 code for a protein of 1105 amino acids. NCBI's taxonomy places the organism in Eukaryota, Viridiplantae, Streptophyta, Magnoliopsida, Cornales, Cornaceae.